CUACCACCCACCCUACCACCCCCUCCCCCGGGUCUAAAAAAAAAAUCCAGAGCCUUCUCUCAUCCCCCCACCAUCCCAAUCCGACCAAACCCUAGGCAAUCUGCCGGCCAUGGCGAUGUCGGAUCUCGCGGCUGCGGUGAUCUCCAAGGCCAACGGCGGCGUGGACGGCGAGGAGCCGGUGGAGAUCCGGGAGGUGUGGGCGGACAAUCUGGAGGCGGAGUUCGCGCUGAUCCGCGACGUCGUCGACGAGUUCCCCUUCGUCGCCAUGGACACCGAGUUCCCGGGCAUCGUCUGCCGCCCCGUCGGUGCCUUCCGCUCCCCGGCAGACUACAACUACGCCACCCUCAAGGCCAACGUCGACAUGCUGCACCUCAUCCAGCUGGGGCUCACCUUCUCGGGCCCCACGGGCGAGCUCCCUGCCCUCGGCGCCGGACGCCGCCGAUGCGUCUGGCAGUUCAACUUCCGCGAGUUUGACGACGAGCGCGACAUCUUCGCCACCGACUCCAUCGAGCUGCUCCGCCACAGCGGCAUCGACUUCCGCCGCAACGCCGAGCGCGGCGUCGACGCCCGCCGCUUUGCCGAGCUGCUCAUGUCCUCGGGCGUCGUGCUCAACGACGCCGUCUACUGGGUGACCUUCCAUGCCGGAUACGACUUUGGCUACCUGCUCAAAAUCCUCACCUGCAACAGCCUCCCCGACACACAGGCUGGCUUCUUCAAGCUGAUGAAGAUAUAUUUCCCCACCGUCUAUGACAUCAAGCAUCUCAUGAAGUUCUGCAACAGCCUGCACGGAGGCCUGAACAAGCUUGCCGAGUUGCUCGAUGUGGAGCGUGUUGGAGAGUCACACCAGGCCGGGUCCGACAGCCUGGUCACGUCUUGUGCGUUCUGGAAACUCAAGGAUUCCUUCUUUGCUGGAUCAACUGAGAAAUAUGCUGGCGUGCUGUAUGGGCUCAACGCAGAGAAUGGUGUCAGUGCGCAUUGAUGGAUGAUGCUCCCUUUGAAUAGCUCUGUGAAUGGGUUGAUUUAGGACAGAAAGAGGUGGCGAGUGAGCUAGCAGGCAAACUGAUGACCAAAUAUGUAGGUUUAGCUUGUCUCACUCAGUUAGUCAAUUCCAUUUUGUUGGAUGUAAUUUGAAUGUAGUGUUUUUCAGUUAUUCCCAUUGAACUAGUGUUUUCUACUUAUGCUGUUAGCUUUCUCUUGAAUAUUACUUGAAUAGAAAAGUAUCACCUCUA
Molecule: messenger RNA, 1229 nt
Organism: Hordeum vulgare subsp. vulgare (domesticated barley)
Lineage: Eukaryota; Viridiplantae; Streptophyta; Magnoliopsida; Poales; Poaceae
Product: probable CCR4-associated factor 1 homolog 7
Exons: 1
Coding region: 110-979 (289 amino acids)
Cellular component (GO): CCR4-NOT core complex; P-body; CCR4-NOT complex
Molecular function (GO): nucleic acid binding; poly(A)-specific ribonuclease activity
Source: RefSeq, a predicted model, not a curated record